GGUAAGAUUGGAGGAAGACUAGGAAGAAGGGGAGGAAGAAGGGGAGGAAGAAGGGGAGGAAGAAGAGGUUAAAGAGGAGGAGGAAGAGGAUGGGAGACACUCUGGCUUCGCCCUGUCCUUUCAUGUCUCGUUUGGAGGAAGAAGAGGAGGAUGCUAAGCACAGGCAAGAGUUCGCGUCUGCAGCACGGACUAUACUCGAUCGCCCAGAGUUGCUUGACGUGACAUUCGUGUGUGAGCGGUCGAGGAAGGUGAAGGCGAAUAGAGCGUUGUUGGCCAGUGGCAGCGAGUACUUCUCCAAAUUGCUGUAUGGAGAUAUGAAGGAGAGAUCAAUGGACACAAUUCCUCUGCCUACUGUCAAGGCAGGCAGUCUGCAGGCUGUGGUGGGUUACCUGCAUGGCCGUUUCUUCCGAUGGGAAAGCAACAGCUGCUGGGCCGAUAUGGUAGAUAUAUACUGUCUUGCCGAGCAGUAUCAGGUCGAUAGCUUGUGCCAGAGGAUCUUACUCUUUGUGUCUAGGCUUGGCUAUGCGCACGAAAUAGGCGAUCUGCUGAAUGCGGCGGUUGUUCGGCACGCGGAAGAGAUACUAAAGAUCGCAGUGUCUGUCAUGAACAACGUUCUGGUGUUCAAUUCUUCAUCGUUCCUUGGGUGGAGAAAGGAGAGCAUCAAGUAUUGUCUGGACUUUGUGCGGUUCCAUCCAAAUGUGACCGAGACGUUGAUUGCGGAGGCGGUGCUUGCGGCAGCGUCGAGUAACGUCGACGUCAUCGCCAAUAAAGAGAAAUGUGAGCAUAUCCUUUCUGAUGAAGAACUUAUGGCAUUGAAGUCCCUGACUGAAAGUAUCUCCUUGAAGUUCGGGGAAGUGUCUGGGAAUCCCGCCUGUUCAGGAGUUGAUUCAGGAGGACCUACUUCUUCGUGUUCUCCAUCAUCGUCGUCGUUGCCGUCGACGCCAUCGUCGCCUUUGUCGUCGCUGUUGUCGCUGCCGUCAACGGAACAAGGUUGCUUGUCGAAGGAAGAUUUGGAGGAGAUAUUCACAGGCCACAUUAGCCUUCCUCUGCUGGAACCUGGGUUCAUGAGGGAGAAGGUGGAACCGCUGGGAAUUUUACGUCAGGAGAUCCUGACGGCGAUUUACAGAGUGCACUCAGUCUGCUUCUCAAGAGGCAUUUCGCCGAGUUGUUUCUUCACAAUUCCCUGGCGGUCUCUGAAACAAAGAGUUUCCUUUGCGCCUGUGGAAACCGACCGAGGCGAAAUCUCGGAUGCCUACAGAAAAGUAGCCUUGCCUUCGCUCUGGAUUGGCGCCCCGAACGCGGGACUCGUGACUUCGGAGGAGUUGCCACAGAGAGUGAGCUGCUCUGAUCACCAUCAAAUAGCAGUCAUGCAAUUACCACUCAUCAGCGGCAAGCACGUGUGGCGGAUACGAAUUGUGAAGAAGUGUGCCAGUUUCGCCGUCGGGGUUUCGUCGAUCGACAACACCCACCUAACCAUGACGAUUCCGAACGCGCACUGGAUGCUGAGCAGCAGUUGCUGGUCGUAUGUGACGGCACCCUGGGAACUGUCCCGAAUGUUUGUCAGGGCGGCGGGGAUUGACUUAUUCGAUAAGACGGGAGCCUCGAUCAUUGUCGUAUUGGACAUGAAGAAGAGGACACUGACUUUCGCAAACGAUCUGGAGAGCUACACCAGUUAUGGCGGAGAGUAUCCGGUCGCAUUUUAUGGCCUCCCUUGCGACGCCGGUCUGUACCCUGCGUUGUUGAUGAGCUGUAGUGGUUGCGCGGAGAUAGAAUGGAUUGAGAGCUCGCCCCGGGAUCCAUUUGUCCGUUGAUUCGAAGCUCGAAGUGCCUCUGGAGCGCUCAGUCAUUUUGCUUCUUUCCUUUUUCGCCUCUGUGCGCAUGUGUGCGUGUUGAGGGGGCGGGUGAGUGCUCGAGAGAGAGAGAGAGAGAGAGAGAGAGAAGAAACCGACAGGAGCGACAAGGUGGUGGGGUUGAUGAUGUCGAGGUGGGAGAAGGUCUUUCCAGUCCUGCCUACAGAGUAAAAUUGAAGGCUGCGAAUUCUUUUCUCUGAAAUUUUCUCCGAUUUGUUUGCCAUUCCUAAAAGGAUCACAAGGUAGGAACAAGGUGGAGAUGCAGGAUCUCAGUAGAUUCAUGUGCACGCUGCGACUCAGUGCGUCGCAGGGUGGUUUACGUCAAGUAGGAUUAUGUGAAUAGCGAUACGCGUCACAGUGUAGAUGCAGAGGUGCAGGUGGGAGGAGGAGUGCGAUGGUGGAUAGAUGUGGCCCAUGGAGUUGUGCGGUUGGAUGGCAUUAUAGUGAAUGUGGAGGCAGAAUGCCUAGACUAUAUCAUCAUCCCAAGCAGGGAUGUCUGGCGUGUAGUCGUUGAGGGGCGCAGCGCAUGUAUCAAACACAUGACUUAUGGGUGCCGAGUCUCUGGGUAACCGGUAGUGGCAGCCAUAGUGCUUAUCACGGUUGCAAGGGUUGCAUGGAUGUCGCGUCUGACUGCGGGGAUAGAGACGAGAGGGGUUUGUCGGAUAUGGUGUCGCUUGCUGUGUGCUGUGUGUGAUAUACUGCUGGCCGUGUUCCGGAUGGACAUAAGCGUGGGGUGUUUGCAGCGGUGGCGCAAAGCAGUGCAGAUGUUGCGUGAUGGUGUUCCCCCCCUCCCCCCCCCCCUCAAUUUGUGUUCUUUGGAGACAUAUUUUGUUCAUUCCGGGUUGUUUUGGGGGGGGGGGGCGCAUGGUUUUGGCCCUUUUGGGUUCAGCGUUGGGAGUUUGUUUUGUUGUCUUUAUGAGCCCUUGGUCUGACUUGCUUCAAGGGUGUGCCUGGACGAAUUUGCCCAGGUGGGCGUGGUUCUUUGCUUGUACCUUAACAGGGGCAUUCUGGUUUCGUGAGUACGAGUCAGUUUUGAGGCCAUAGGGGUAGGUAGGGUUGGGGUCGGUAAGGCGCUGAUUUUUGUAAAGUGUGAGCGGCGAGGGGUUGGCGUUGCGUCGGUAGUGGUGGCGUGGGGGGUAGGUAGUGGUGAGGAAUUGGGGUUGAAAAGGGACGACGUGGGUUUUUGUUCUGUACAGGAGCAGUGCCGCCACUGGGUCUGUCCGAUGUGCAGCGACAGGUUCCAUGCACCGCAGACAUUGUUGGGUGUUUGUUGGCUUAUACAGCCCAGCCUGACGGCCUGAGGGCUUAUCUGAGCAGUUAUGGGAAACGGUGGCUGCAGAGCAAGGCGCCGAAGGCGGGGUUUGUUGUGGCACAGUCUCAGAGCUAGUGUUCUGCGAGAGGAUUUAUUUGUUGUUGACGUCUGGUAAGAGGGGACCCGGUGCAGGGCGUUUUUUAUGGUAGUACACGGACUGAGUCUGGGUGGAGCGAUUGCACGAAUGGCGAUAAAAUAAGGGUUAUUAA
This is a messenger RNA of Chara braunii, 3371 nucleotides long. The record is from the annotation of a GenBank genome assembly. Lineage: Eukaryota; Viridiplantae; Streptophyta; Charophyceae; Charales; Characeae.